Hippoglossus stenolepis (Pacific halibut) is the source of this 4658-nucleotide messenger RNA. RefSeq names its product heterogeneous nuclear ribonucleoprotein Q. Gene Ontology annotation, molecular function: mRNA 5'-UTR binding. Gene Ontology annotation, biological process: CRD-mediated mRNA stabilization. Lineage: Eukaryota; Metazoa; Chordata; Actinopteri; Pleuronectiformes; Pleuronectidae. Bases 141 to 2270 code for a protein of 709 amino acids. Gene Ontology annotation, cellular component: ribonucleoprotein complex; nucleus; CRD-mediated mRNA stability complex. The record is from RefSeq and is a predicted model, not a curated record. The transcript has 11 exons.
GCAGAGCUCGCGACGUUACGUAGUCGCCAUUUUGUUUCCCCGGGAGUAAAGAAACCAAACGGAGCAGCGCCGGCGUCAAUAGUCUCCAUCACCCGCAGCACCGUCCCCACGGCCGAGCAGCGUCCUGCACCCAGGGCUACAUGAUGUCUGGAGACAUGGCCACGGAUCUUACUGGUGACAUGGCCACGGAUCUUACUGGUGACAUGGCCACGGAUCUUACUGGUGACAUGGCCACGGAUCUUACUGGUGACAUGGCCACGGAUCUUACUGGUGACAUGGCCACGGAUCUUACUGGUGACAUGGCCUCGGAUGUAACUGGUGACAUGACCACCGAUCUAACUGGUGACAUGCCCACCGAUCUAACUGGUGACAUGCCCACCGAUCUAACUGGAGACAUGCCCACCGAUCUAACUGGAGACAUGCCCACCGAUCUAACUGGAGACAUGGCCACGGAUCAUGUAAAUGGAAACGGCACAGAGGAACCAAUGGACACUACAGCAGCCGCGGCCCACUCAGAACAUUUCCAGGCGUUACUGGAAGCUGGUUUACCUCAGCAGGUCGCCGAGAAGUUAGAUGAACUUUAUGUAGCAGGCCUGGUGGCACACAGUGACCUCGACGAACGGGCUAUCGAAGCUUUGAAAGAAUUCAACGAGGAGGGAGCGCUGCAAGUGCUGGUCCAGUUCAAAGAGAGCGACCUGUCACACGUGCAGAACAAAAGUGCCUUUCUCUGUGGUGUAAUGAAGACGUACAGACAGAGGGAGAAACAAGGGACAAAAGUUUCAGAUUCCACUAAAGGACCCGAUGAGGCUAAAAUCAAAGAACUCCUGGACAGAACCAACUACACACUGGACGUCACAACAGGACAGAGAAAGUAUGGGGGCCCCCCGCCUGAGUCUGUGUACUCAGGGGCCCAGCCCACAGUUGGAACAGAGAUAUUUGUCGGGAAGAUUCCCCGUGACCUGUUUGAAGACGAGCUGGUUCCUCUCUUUGAGAAGGCCGGGUCUAUCUGGGAUCUCAGGCUAAUGAUGGACCCGCUGAGCGGCAUGAACAGGGGCUAUGCCUUCGUCACGUUCUGUAAUAAAGACGCAGCCCAGGAGGCGGUGAAGCUGUGUAAUAACUACGAGAUUCGCCCUGGAAAGCACAUCGGGGUUUGUAUAUCUGUCGCCAACAACAGGCUCUUUGUUGGCUCCAUUCCCAAGAGUAAAACAAAGGAGCAGAUCGUCGAAGAAUUCGCGAAAGUCACAGAGGGCCUCAGUGAUGUCAUACUGUACCAUCAACCUGACGACAAAAAGAAGAACCGCGGCUUUUGCUUCCUGGAGUAUGAAGACCACAAAACGGCGGCUCAGGCACGUCGCCGGCUUAUGAGCGGGAAGGUGAAGGUGUGGGGCAACGUGGUGACAGUGGAGUGGGCUGAUCCCAUCGAAGACCCCGACCCAGAGGUCAUGUCCAAGGUCAAGGUUUUAUUUGUGAGAAAUCUUUCCAACGGCGUGACAGAGGAGAUCCUGGAAAAGUCCUUCAGUGCGUUUGGGAACCUGGAGCGAGUGAAGAAGCUCAAAGAUUACGCUUUCAUUCACUUUGAAGAGAGGGACGGAGCCGUGAAGGCAUUGGAGGAAUUGAACGGGAAGGACCUGGAGGGUGAUGCCAUUCAGAUUGUUUUUGCUAAACCGCCAGAUCAGAAGAGGAAGGAGCGUAAAGCCCAGAGACAAGCAGCCAAAACACAAAUGUAUGAUGACUAUUACUACUACCCUCCCCCUGCCCACAUGCCGCCGCCUGCGAGAGGCCGGGGCAGAGGCGGCAACCGGGGUGGCUACUCUUACCCACCCGACUACUACGGUUACGAUGACUACUAUGACUAUUAUGGCUAUGACUAUCCCAACUAUCGUGGCGGCUAUGACGACCCCUAUUACGGCUACGACGACUUCCAGGGCCCAAGCCGAGGGCGCGGUGGAAGCAGGGGCUCACGGGGGGGAGCCUCUCCAUCCAGGGGACGUGGCGGCGCAGGCGCACCAAGGGGCAGGUCCAGCUUCUCCCAGCGUGGCGGGCCAGGACCAGGCCGUGGCGGGCGUGGCGCAAGAGGAGGAGUGCAGCCGAGAGGGCGAGGAGGGGUACGUGGUGCGCGGGGUGGCCGCGGUGGAAAUGUAGGAGGAAAGCGCAAAGCUGAUGGGUACAACCAGCCAGAUUCCAAGCGUCGCCAAACCAAUAAUCAGAACUGGGGCUCUCAACCCAUUGCUCAGCAACCGCUCCAAGGUGGUGAUCAUUCUGCAGGUUAAAGGGGUCGAGGCCGGUCCUGACGCGUCACUAUGAAGACUGACCAGCGUAUGGCGUUGCGCGCUGCAGGCUGCCAGUGGACGGAAUGGUAAGGUCACCUGACUCAGUGGUCCAGCCGUAUUCCUGCUUUUUCUUUUUUUUCUUUUUAAGGAGCAGAUCUCCUGAAACUGCCACGUUUUUGAAAAUCAGAAGCAAAACAUGGGCUGUUUUUUAUCAUUAUUAUUGUAAAAAAUGUGUGACUCUUAAGUUUUAAAAGACCCAACCACCGUUACGACUGAGUGAGCUCACGAUGGACAAUUGGACAAAAAAGUCUCUGCACUUUUUUUGAUUUUUUUUUAAUGAAACUUGAUGUUACUUUUUUUUCUUUUAGCUUUUAAACUUCAUCUUUACGAUGGACUAGACGUGAUGAUCUAUGAUUAUCAGAUAAUCUGUGAUUAUCAGGUAGAGUUGAGGUGUGACGAUCACCUGCCGUUUAAGGUCGGGCAUUCCAGAAAACUGGUUCUUUUCUGAACUAAAGCCAGCGAGGGUUCGUUAACUUCCUCAGUUUCGAGGAUGCGUCUCCUCCGUUUCUUUUUGUAUUUGAGGAAACGGAGGCUGCCCCCCCCUUCCCCCCUUCCCCUCCAAUUCAUAGACUGUAAAUAAAGAUGGAUGCCGUAUCUCCACUUCCUCCCACUAUCUAGAAACAAAGCCAAGUAUCUUAGAUACGAAGGCUUCCAUCUUGCACAUUUGGAGACUGUGCAGUAGUGUUAGUGGCGUGGAUCUGUGGUGUCAACCAGUCAGGCUCAGCUGUCAAUCAUGAUGUCUCAGAAUGUUAUUCAGACACAAACUCCAGAGAAUAUCAACACAAUAGUUUCUGUACAUUUCCUGUAGUUAGUGUUUGAGAAGCAGGUUGUCGGGUCCGACUCGUUCACACCAACAGGAACAUCCAGGCGAGGGGCGGAGCCUGUAGAGCAGCAGGAGGCCGGACAUGACGUAUAAAUUCAGUGUUUACAGCUCAUCCACACCGGCGUCGGCCCUCGUCACCAAAAGCUCUGGAAUCUCCUCGUCCUCAUGUUCUUUACAGCCCCUCUGGCUCCAUGUCCCAACUGCGAACGUGGGACGAGGUGGGCUUCACUAUAUUCAGCCACCAGCGGGGGGUUGAGACCGUUUGGCUUUUGGGAACCGUCAUGUCGUCCAUCUUUAUUUACAGUCUAUGCUCCUCUCCUCCUGAGAUAAAGAUGCACAGGCAACAACAACAAGCACUUAAAGAGUCUCAGUUCUCAGCUGCUCCUGAGAUGAGCCUGAACAAGCAUCGCUGUCCCUGAACGUGAUGAGCAAUGAUGUCGCUGACGGACAGACCUUUUCUAGCUUUCUAUUUUUCUUGUAAAAUCUUAAAUGCCUGGAAACCACAGUCAUAGCUUUGUCCUCCACGAUGGGGAAAAUUGUCUUAAUGUUGUUUUUGUUCACAAAGUGACGUCUGGGGUCGUCUGCACCAACAUGUCGUGUUUUACACGAACAGGAAGGAGCAGUGAAGCUGACUUUUACUUAUUGAGUCUUUGAGCCGGUCUGGAAGGGAAAAAAAAGUUUCCACGUCCUGCAAAGUUUUAAUCCCAGAAGCAUAACUCCAUGUUUCACUCUGUACGUCACUGUAGACUGAUGAUGGUGCUAUGAGCUGUACGUGGUCGUGACAAACAUUUCCUGUAACUGGUGUUGAAGCAUGUCUUCACUGUGACAUGACGAUGUUAAGACUUUAAAGGAGCAGAUCCAUCCUGACAACCUGAAACUGCUCAGACACUAAGAAACAGCAUUUGAGCUCAUUAAUAAUAAUCUGCAAAGUGAAUCUGUCAGAAUAAACUGUCUGAUGUUGUUUAUGAUAAAGUCAUCGAUAAAAAUUGUUUCCUCCUCUCAAGUCUGACCCAAGCUUCAUGUUUGUUCUAUUGUUCUUUUAUCUGAUAACUUUAAACUAAACUAAAAACAUUCAAUUAAAAAAAAAAAACAUUCAAUUCAGUAAAAUGUUAAGCUCCAAAUAUUAGCACAAUAAGGUCAAGACCUUAAAAUGUAUAAAGACACCAACAGUUCCCACAAUGAGCCGUUCUGACUGGAGAGAAAAACUCUAAGUGAAGAAACGUGUUGGUUGGAUUUCUCCUUUAAACUCUUUAAACAUCAGUUUGUUUUCUAUUUCUUUGUGACUCCUGUUUUAUUCUUCAGUUCAGAAAGAAUUGUGCAGCUUGUUUAAUUUUUUCUUCAAACCCAGUUUGUGAAAAUCUUGCGGACUUUUGGAAUUUAAGGGUCAAGAAAUGUUUUUGUUUGUUUUGCUAACAAGUGUGUUUGCAUUCUUGCAAAUAAAUUGUUUUAUACUUGUACAGUGACGCGAGUUAAACCUAUUUUUCUAAUAAAGUUGAUGACUUUGA